AUGAGUCAAUUGAAGUUAGACCACUAUGGAAAACCUGGAAGGCCGUUUCGUCCUAGUAUGGAACCAGGUCGGUUGAGAUAUCAACUCAUUGAAGACAAUGGUGUAUGGUGGCGCAACUUCGUGGAUUGGUUGAAGUUAGACGUUAACACCGUUGGAUGCCGGCUCAGUGAUCUAGUGGUUAAGUGCUCGCGCGCGGGACCAGUAGGUCCUGGGUUCGAAUCUCGCAGGGGGCGAGGUCGUGGAUGUGCACUGCUGAGGAGUCCCAUACAAGGACGAAACGGCUGUUUAAUGCUUUCAGGUUUUCCAUGUUGGUCAAGCUUCAAUUGACUCAUGAUUUCA
Messenger RNA from Schistosoma guineensis, 339 nucleotides. Lineage: Eukaryota; Metazoa; Platyhelminthes; Trematoda; Strigeidida; Schistosomatidae. The record is from the annotation of a GenBank genome assembly.